This is a messenger RNA of Trametes versicolor FP-101664 SS1, 1281 nucleotides long. RefSeq lists its product as uncharacterized. The transcript has 2 exons. The coding region runs from base 1 to 1281 and encodes 426 amino acids. NCBI's taxonomy places the organism in Eukaryota, Fungi, Basidiomycota, Agaricomycetes, Polyporales, Polyporaceae. The record is from RefSeq and is a predicted model, not a curated record.
AUGGGCGGAAACGCAUUCAAAGCCAUCGUGCCCCAUGGACACUUCCCGCGCAUGCCGCCACCGGUCUACAACGCUCUCAAAACAGCGCUCAUCCCUCCUCUAAAGUCCGUAUACUCGCGCGUCGUCGUAGCCCGCGAGGCUCCGGAGAAGGCGGACUACGGCGACCUCGACAUUGUUGUCUCCGGGCCACGCGACGGCCUCACGCACGCCGCGGUGAAGGACGCGCUCCGCGCCGCACAUAGCGUCCCGAUGCCAGGUCCCCGCAUCAGCAACUUCGCGAUCGCGAUGGACGCGUUCGAGGACGUUGCGAACGCGUGCAAGACCUGCGCUGCUGCUGGCAAGGGCCCUGCCGAGUUUGCGGGCGACGCGGAAGGAGGCGUGUUCUUCCAAGUGGACGUGAACGUCUGCGCGGACGAUGUGCAGCUCGAGCGCACAAUGUUCUACAGCUCGUAUGGCGACCUGGGGCUCAUGCUCGGUUUACUGGUGCAGACCGCAGGCCUCUCGCUCGGUAUCUACGGCCUGAAGCUCGCAGACCCGAUCGGCUCUCCACUGCAGACGUUCUACCUCUCGGAUGAUAUUGCGAAGAUCCUCACUUUCCUUGGGCUUUCCAUGGAGCGGUGGGAGCAAGGCUUCGAGACGCAGGACGAAGUCGUGCGCUGGGCCGCGUCUUCGCCGUUCGCCCGCGCGCUUGCGGCGCGCCUGCAGUCCGGAGAAUCCAAACUGUCGUUGAAGGAGCGCGGCGAGGGCCGUCCCAUGCGCCAGAAGUUCAUCGACUAUUUGCAGGCGGAAGAGGUGCCCGAUGCUGAGUCCGAGCCUAAUCUCCCGGUCUUCGCGACAUCUUGCGACAGGGUGGACAAGAUCGACGCGGCGCUGCGGUACUUUGGGAAGCAUGACGAGUACACGGCAAUCCUAGAUGCAGCACGGGCAAACACCCGCGCGAAGGCGAUAUUGAAUGGGAACAACGUCCGCGAGUGGACGGGCGUUACUGGCACGCCGACGCGAUUCAUCCUCGAUGAAGUGAAGGAGCGUCUGACCGCGCGGGCGGGAAGCGCGACCGUGUCCGUCGCAAUGGCCGAAGCUAUCCCCGCAUGGCAGCACACGCUGCUGGGGAUGUCGGACGACGAAGUACGGGCACUCACCAUGAGCGUGAAAGAGGACCUGGAGGCCGCAGGGAAACUCGAGUUCGACUGGCGCGCCGCGAAGGCUGCGAAGCUUGAGCGGAAGAAACAGCAAGCGGCCGCGGCGCAGGUGGAGGCGAAGGCCCUUAAUGACGAGACGUAG